UUGUUCAUCCGGUAGCGAACCUCGUAGUUCGAGCAACGAUGGCCAGCGCUGCGGCAAAACAGGCACCUAAAGCGGCAAGCAAAGCCUCUACGGGGGGCGCCGGAGCCUCCGGGGCUAGUGGUGGACCCCCGAUAAUGCCCCUCGCCUCUCCGCUAAUGGGGAAAAAGAAGAAGCCGUUCCUGGGGAUGCCGGCCCCGCUCGGCUACGUCCCUGGUCUCGGCAGAGGAGCUACUGGUUUCACCACACGAUCUGAUAUCGGUCCUGCCCGUGAUGCUAACGACCCAGUGGAUGACCGACAUGCCCCUCCAGGAAAGAGGACAGUCGGGGAUCAAAUGAAAAAGAACCAGGACGAUGACGAUGAAGAUCUGAAUGACACCAACUAUGAUGAGUUUAAUGGAUAUGCUGGCAGCUUGUUCUCCAGUGGGCCAUAUGAGAAAGAUGAUGAAGAAGCAGAUGCAAUAUAUGCAGCACUGGACAAGAGGAUGGAUGAAAGACGCAAAGAGAGGAGAGAACUGAGAGAGAAAGAAGAGAUUGAGAAAUACCGUAUGGAGCGACCGAAAAUCCAGCAGCAGUUUUCAGAUUUGAAGAGGAAAUUGGCAGAGGUGUCAGAGGAGGAGUGGUUGAGCAUCCCUGAGGUGGGAGAUGCCAGGAACAAACGCCAGAGGAACCCCCGCUACGAGAAGCUUACCCCAGUCCCAGACAGCUUCUUCUCCAAACACCUGCAGACUGGAGAAAACCACACAACUGUUGACCCUCUGCAGGGGCUGGGGGGUCUGAACACACCUUAUCCAGGAAGCAUGACUCCCGGCCUGAUGACGCCUGGAACAGGAGAGCUGGACAUGAGGAAAAUCGGACAGGCUAGGAACACACUCAUGGACAUGAGGCUCAGCCAGGUGUCUGACUCAGUGAGUGGACAGACAGUGGUGGAUCCCAAGGGUUAUCUGACCGAUCUCAAUUCCAUGAUCCCAACACAUGGAGGAGACAUCAGUGAUAUUAAGAAAGCUCGGCUAUUGCUGAAAUCGGUGAGGGAGACUAAUCCCCAUCACCCACCUGCCUGGAUAGCCUCCGCCAGACUGGAGGAAGUAACGGGGAAACUACAGGUGGCCCGAAACCUAAUCAUGAAAGGCACUGAGAUGUGUCCCAAGAGUGAGGAUGUGUGGCUGGAGGCAGCCAGACUGCAGCCCGGCGACACAGCCAAAGCUGUGGUGGCCCAGGCCGUCCGCCACCUACCGCAGUCUGUCCGAAUCUACAUCAGAGCUGCAGAGCUGGAGACAGACGUCAGAGCCAAGAAACGAGUCCUCAGAAAGGCCCUGGAGAAUGUGUCCAAGUCAGUUCGACUGUGGAAGACAGCUGUGGAGCUGGAGGAGCCAGAGGAUGCCAGAAUCAUGCUUAGCCGAGCUGUAGAGUGUUGCCCUACGAGUGUGGAGCUGUGGCUUGCACUGGCUCGGUUAGAGACUUAUGAGAACGCUCGUCGUGUCCUGAAUAAAGCCCGUGAGAACAUCCCCACUGAUCGCCACAUUUGGAUCACUGCUGCCAAGUUGGAGGAGGCCAAUGGCAACACUCAGAUGGUGGACAAGAUCAUUGACAGAGCCAUCACUUCCCUGAGGGCCAACGGGGUGGAGAUCAACAGGGAGCAGUGGAUACAGGAUGCAGAAGAGUGUGAUAAGGCAGGGAGUGUGGCUACCUGCCAGGCUGUGAUAAGGGCUGUCAUAGGGAUCGGCAUUGAGGAGGAAGACCGCAAACACACCUGGAUGGAAGACGCAGACAGUUGUGUGGCUCAUGGAGCAUUGGAGUGUGCCAGGGCCAUCUAUGCCCAUGCUCUACAGGUGUUCCCCAGUAAAAAAAGUGUUUGGCUCAGAGCUGCCUACUUUGAGAAAAACCACGGCACCAGGGAGUCUCUGGAGGCUCUGCUCCAGAGGGCUGUGGCUCACUGUCCCAAGGCGGAGGUCCUGUGGCUGAUGGGGGCUAAGUCCAAAUGGCUGGCUGAGGAUGUGCCUGCAGCCAGAAGUAUCCUGGCUUUAGCCUUCCAGGCUAACCCUAACAGUGAAGAGAUCUGGCUUGCUGCUGUCAAGUUGGAGUCGGAAAAUAACGAGUAUGAGCGAGCCCGUCGCCUACUGGCCAAAGCCCGCAGCAGUGCCCCCACAGCUAGAGUGUUUAUGAAGUCAGUUAAGUUAGAGUGGGUGCUGGGAAACAUCGAAGCUGCUCAGGAAUUGUGCAGUGAGGCCCUGAAACACUAUGAGGACUUCCCCAAACUUUGGAUGAUGAGAGGCCAGAUAGAGGAGCAAUGUGAAAACAUGGACAAAGCCAGGGAGGCCUACAACCAAGGGCUGAAAAAGUGUCCCCACUCAGUGGCGCUGUGGCUGCUGCUGUCUCGCCUUGAAGAAAGAGUGGGACAGCUGACAAGAGCCAGAGCGAUCCUGGAGAAAGCCCGGCUCAAGAACCCCCAGAGCCCUGAGCUAUGGUUGGAGUCUGUGAGACUAGAGUUCCGAGCUGGAUUGAAAAACAUUGCGAACACCCUGAUGGCCAAAGCCCUGCAGGAGUGUCCCAACUCAGGUAUUCUGUGGGCAGAGGCAGUGUUUUUGGAGGCCAGGCCCCAGAGGAAGACCAAGAGUGUGGAUGCUUUGAAGAAGUGUGAACAUGAUCCCCACGUCUUACUCGCUGUAGCGAAACUUUUCUGGAGUGAGCGCAAGAUCACCAAAGCCAGAGAGUGGUUCCUCAGAACGGUGAAGAUCGAGCCAGACCUGGGAGACGCUUGGGCUCUGUUCUACAAGUUUGAGCUGCAACACGGAACGGAGGAGCAGCAGGAAGAGGUACGAAAGCGCUGUGAAAACGCAGAGCCUCGUCAUGGAGAACUGUGGUGUGCAGAGUCCAAACAUGUCCUGAACUGGCAGAAGAAGACAGGAGAGAUCCUCGCACAAGUAGCCAGCAAGAUCAAGAACACUUUCUGAGGAAAUCUGGACUGACAACACCUGGAGGACUAUGGCAGGCACCAGUGGAACAGAACAGCUAUGGACAUGUGCUCCAGCAAGACUCUGAAACGCAUCUUUUCCAUAUUUCAGUCUUUUUUACGACAUCAAAUCUCAGCGGGUGUUAAAGAGUUUUGUUGAACAUGAAGAGGAAACAAAUCUCUCCAUAUUUUACAUGAAUAAAUGGUAGUUAAUCCAACAUGUUCGGUUUUAUAUUUGCUUAAUUAGUGCUUUCCAUCCAUUGUGACAAUACUCUCAUCAGGCACUGCAAGAUAGAGUCAUAAUGAAAGCACAGUUUUGAUUCUCUGCAAGUAAACAGAUGGAAUUUGGAAGCAAAUAUAUUUGGAGGAAUUUUAUUUAUAUGUGCUGUCUGCUAGGAUAUGUCAAAGGUCCAGAUUGAUCUAUUUCUGUUGUGUUAGAAUGUGACGCUGUAUAUAAACUCUGUCAGGGAGUAUGAUGUGAUUCUCAUAUUUUAGUAAUGUCAUCCUUGUUUUUUCCUACAUAGUUUGAUUGGAAUGUGUUUAAAACUUGCAGGCAUCCAAUAAACAACUAAUGUCUACUCCGCUAUGA
Messenger RNA from Sphaeramia orbicularis (orbiculate cardinalfish), 3536 nucleotides. It is a transcript of the gene prpf6, whose product is annotated as PRP6 pre-mRNA processing factor 6 homolog (S. cerevisiae). Gene Ontology annotation, molecular function: protein binding. Gene Ontology annotation, cellular component: catalytic step 2 spliceosome; U4/U6 x U5 tri-snRNP complex. Gene Ontology annotation, biological process: spliceosomal tri-snRNP complex assembly; mRNA splicing, via spliceosome. The transcript is spliced from 21 exons. Bases 39 to 2948 code for a protein of 969 amino acids. The record is from RefSeq and is a predicted model, not a curated record. Lineage: Eukaryota; Metazoa; Chordata; Actinopteri; Kurtiformes; Apogonidae.